Molecule: messenger RNA, 3306 nt
Organism: Synchiropus splendidus (mandarinfish)
Lineage: Eukaryota; Metazoa; Chordata; Actinopteri; Syngnathiformes; Callionymidae
Product: calcium-binding protein 1-like
Exons: 7
Coding region: 198-1238 (346 amino acids)
Molecular function (GO): calcium ion binding
Source: RefSeq, a predicted model, not a curated record
GCCGAAUGCAGCGUCCAAACUUCGUCACGCUGUUGGCUGCGAAGGUUCGACCAGCUCGCUCGGCAUCAGCAGCAACGCAGACGUGUUAGUGGGUUGUAGAUGUGGACCCAGCUGGAACCGAACCAUCACCUGCGCCACUCAGCUCCAUCUUCCGACCUGCAGCACCCUGCGCUGGUCCUUUAGCGCACAGAUCAGAGAUGAGCUCCAAGGUGCCCAAAAGCGACUCCACCACCUCCCUUUUAAGAUCUGGACUGAACCGCAGGUCCGCUGGUUCGGAUCAUGGGCAACACGGGCACCGAAGCCACCGCAAUCAUCAGCCGCCCAGUGGAGCUGCUCCGGACUGGUCCGACUGUGAGACAAGUUCCCGGAGACCGCUCUGCCAGCCCAGACACGCCGAGUCCAGGUGUACCAGCGACCAGAAGACCCGCCCGGACGAUGCCAACCAGAGCUCAGGUCGGCAUCAGAAGGAACGCAGCAAGUCCUGCAGGUCCAAAAACCCUCAGCAUCACUCAGCGCGCAGUGAGCCGGCGCACCAGCAAGCCGCAGCCAGGAGGACUUCACCGGCGCAUCCAAGACCGUCUGACGAGGCGGACUUGUUUUUCGAGUCCAGCGGGAGAGUGAUCACCAGGGCCUCAUCCACAAGUCUUAGCACGGGUUCACCUGCGACCUGCGCCCCGGUGCACGCCAAAUCCGGCAAAACCACCAAGAGACCAAGUGCCAGCGCGUCCGAGUGUGACUCCACUCUGCAUCCCAUCGUCAAGUCAGUCUUCGGGCAGGACCGAGAACUGAGGCCAGAGGAAAUGGAUGAGCUGCGUGAGGCGUUCAAGGAGUUCGACAAGGACAAAGAUGGCUUCAUUGGCUGCAAAGACCUGGGCAACUGCAUGAGGACGAUGGGCUACAUGCCAACUGAGAUGGAGCUGAUAGAGCUGAGUCAGCAGAUCAACAUGAACUUGGGAGGACACGUUGACUUCGAGGACUUUGUGGAACUGAUGGGACCAAAGCUGCUGGCAGAGACGGCAGACAUGAUUGGUGUUAAGGAGCUGAGGGACGCGUUCAAGGAGUUUGACACGAAUGGUGACGGCCAGAUCAGCACUGCAGAGCUCAGGGAAGCCAUGAAAAAAUUGCUGGGACAGCAGGUAGUGGGCCACAGAGACCUGGAGGACAUCCUCAGAGACAUUGACCUCAACGGGGAUGGACACGUAGACUUUGAAGAAUUUGUAAGGAUGAUGUCCCGGUGAGUUCACACAUGGGAAGGCGUCACGUCCUGAGUCCCUAUGCUGUCAGUGAAAGAGAGAAGACAAACAUAUCAACCCUCGUCUUGAAACUGCCAAUCCGAAGCACAAAGGCUGACAUCCACAGCUGGGAGCUGUGACAAAGCUGCAUUUUUGACUUUUGCAAAUGACUUUUUUAAUACCUCUUUAACUUCAGCUCUGAUAUUUCUAUGAAACGAGAUUUUUGAAACACACUGAACAUCGCUGGAGCUGAUCAGUUGUAUGUAGCAAAGAAGAAAAAAAAAAAGAUUUCCCAUCACAGCAUCAACUGCAAAAGUACCUCCUUUUCUUAUGGGAGGAAAAUCAAAAGCACAAUUUUACAAUACAUUCAAUACGAUCCUGUCGAGGCUGCAUUGAUGUGUUUAUGUGAAUAUUAUCAGCUUAUCAUUAUCUUUAUUUAAGGGGCCAUGAAAUGAUAAGAUGAACUUUGCAGUCAUCCCCCAAUAUGUUUUUAUUGAUCAUAAAGCAAGGCAUGUUUUCGUGGCGUUGACACGAAGAAUGCAGUGGAGGUAGAGAUGGGAGUUCUACUAAAUCUGAGAAUCGAACUGGACUGUAAAGAUGAGGGAGGAGCAAAGACGACCAUCAUUCACAAACACACAUGUGAGGAUUCCACUGUUGCUGUAUUCCACUUCCAAGUUAUGUCCAACUUUUGUGGCACACCAGGUGAGCCACACUUACAAAAUGGACUGUACCAUUUCCAUUGCAAACAGGCAUGUUAUAAGGUCACCAUUGGACUUGGCCUGCCUCCAUGUCACCUGAAGUCAUUUUUAACAUCUGGUGACGAGUAUUUUCAGCUUCUAUCUCAACUCCAACUGCAAGCCCAGAAGCACUAUUACUAAGCAACACAAUAUUGGACCGAUUUCAUCAUUGCAAUGACUAAGGUUCUGAUGGAAGGGGUUGCAAUUUUCUCCUCCAUCUUCCAGUGGGGAAAUCUGAAUGCAAUUCCCAUCAUAGGAAGCUGGAGUCGACAUGCUAAUGUAGCUGCUGUGCUCUCCGCUCCGCUUGAGGUCGACCAUGUAUGUUGUGAUGAAUCUUGAUUUGGAUGAAACAGCACUAGGCGACCUCUAACCUUUUAGAGCAGAGAUGUCAGUAUGAACCUAGAAAUGCAUUCUAGAGAAAUCAGAACUCCAUCAGGAGUGACAUUUAUUUCAUUCCCUGCUCAGCAGGGAUACAAAUUCAACUAUACGUUUUGGUUCAUUCAGCAUUCACUGCUUCCUCACUUCAGCUGAUUCAGUGCAUUAUGGGACCAGUUUGGUUGAUGGAGAUAAGUGAUCAUGAGCCACCAUGAUUUUCGAUUUUAAAAUGACCCACAGGAGCCAGUCACUAGAAGAGCUUUAUGACAUCACAGGCCUUUAAGUACAUGACAAACAUGACAUACAAAGUUCUGAUAGAUGAAAGAGACGCAAAUAAAUGCAUUGCAAGGUUCCUUUAAUAAAAUUCUCAGAGUGCUGCGUGAUAGGCCAGACAACAAAAAGCCUCGUGCUGUGAUGUCGUUGGAUUUUAUUUACGAUAUUUACUAUCUACUGUAGCAAAUCUUUACUGUGAUAGGAGUGUGUGUUGAGGAAAUGUGUGAUUUUUUUAUGAAUACUUCAAGCUUGCACUGUAGCGUUGGGACCUUUUUAAAAGCCUUUUAAUUUAAAAUAAAUCUAUGAUAUAUAACUAGGUCUUGUCUUUAGUGUAAGGUUGCUACAGUGACCUCUGAUACCUCAACUUUAUUUAAACAAUCCACCUCAUCCCUGCGGCUUAGUUUGCCUUCAUCUGUGUGUUCAAUAAUAAGCAUUCAGUUCUUCAUGAGCAGAUGCCAAAGAAAGUUUAUAGAAUUAGGUUAUUAUUUAAAGUGCUGUAAAACAUGUGUGCUGUGUUUUUAAGUAGUUGAGUGAGGUGCGUCUUGGUUCAGGAAGCAGGCUGGUUUUUAGAGGCAUGCUGUGAACCUGCAAUGAAGAAAUAAAGUACCGUGAUUCUUCUUGUCUUAAGUAUGAACACCUAUGCAUGCAAUACAAUUUGUAGCAGAAUAUUUAAAGAAAAUAAAGAUUUU